Nestor notabilis (Kea) is the source of this 952-nucleotide messenger RNA. It is a transcript of the gene TCERG1L, whose product is annotated as transcription elongation regulator 1-like. Gene Ontology annotation, cellular component: nucleus. The transcript has 8 exons. Gene Ontology annotation, molecular function: transcription coregulator activity; RNA polymerase binding. The annotation marks the transcript as partial. Lineage: Eukaryota; Metazoa; Chordata; Aves; Psittaciformes; Psittacidae. The record is from RefSeq and is a predicted model, not a curated record.
GUAUUUAUUGCCCGUUAAAAAGAAAUCCUUUCCCCUCACAGAUAAUGGCAAAGAAUCAAGUCGAUCCUCCUGCCCACCGACCUUGAUCUUACACACGGAGAGGAAGAGCACCCCUGUGCACAGCGCUGGCGAGAAGGAGCACUCUUUUAAACUAGUAAAUGAGGAUGACAGCACAUCCAACGGCAACAAGCCCGUGGCAUCCACUCCAGUGCCGGGAUCACCAUGGUGUGUAGUCUGGACUGGAGAUGACCGGGUCUUCUUCUUCAACCCUACAAUGCAGCUGUCAGUCUGGGAGAAGCCGGUGGACCUGAAGCACCGCGGCGACAUAAACCGGAUCAUCGAGGAUCCUCCUCACAAGCGCAAGCUGGAAGCUGCAGCAACAGACAAAUGUGUUAGUUCUUGCCCAGGGGAUGAAACUGAUGAUCUUAGCAUCAAAACUAAGAGAAAUAAAACAGAAAAUUCCCAAGCUGCUGACCAGGGAAAGGCUGAAACGGAGGAGAAAAAUGAGGAGACAUCAGCACCUCAGGUCACACCUCCCCUAGAAGAGCGCAUCACUCAUUUCCGAGACAUGCUUCUGGAGAGAGGGGUUUCAGCUUUUUCUACGUGGGAAAAAGAGUUGCACAAAAUCGUGUUUGAUCCGCGCUACCUUCUGCUAAAUUCAGAGGAACGUAAGCAGAUAUUUGAACAGUUUGUCAAGACCAGGAUCAGAGAAGAGUACAAAGAGAAGAAAAACAAGUUAUUGUUAGCCAAAGAAGAGUUUAAAAAGCUCCUUGAAGAAUCCAAGGUAUCACCAAGAACAACCUUCAAAGAAUUUGCAGAGAAAUAUGGAAGAGACCAGCGGUUCCGGCUCGUGCAGAAGAAGAAGGACCAGGAGCACUUUUUCAAUCAGUUCAUCCUUAUUCUUAAAAAGAGGGACAAAGAAAACAGGAUAAGGCUACGGAAAAUGAGAUAA